AUGAAUGGGUCAAGCAAUGCUCACGGUGAAUAUUUUCGCAAGGCGCUCCAGGAAGCAUAUCAAGGUGCCGACGUCAAUGCUCAAGGUGGAUAUUUUGGCAACGUUCUGCAGGCCGCAUCGUCCGAAGGUUAUGAGAAGGUGCUGCAGGUACUGGUUAGUCUAGGUGCCGACAUCAAUGCUCCAGGUGGAUAUUUUGGCAAUGCGCUCCUGGCCGCAUCAUCUAGAGGCGAUGAGAAGAUGGUGCAGAUGCUACUUGAUAACGGUGCCGACGUCAAUGCUCGAGCUGGACAUUAUUGUCACGCGCUCCUAGCCGCAUUAUCUAGGGGCCAUGAGAAAGUAGUGCAGAUACUGCUUGGUCAAGGGGCCGACAUCAAUGCUCACGGUGAAUAUUUUCGUAACGCGCUCCAGGAAGCAUCAAUUGGAGUACGUGAUGAGGUGGUACAGAGACUGAAUGUGCUUCAGGUCGCUCCAGUGGAAGGCCACGAGGAGAUAGUGCAGAUGCUGCUUGAUGAAGGUCCGGGGGUCAAUGCUCGAGGCGGAUAUUAUGGCAACGCCCUCCAGACUGCAUCGGUUAGAGGUCAUGAGAAGGUGGCGCAGAUGCUACUUGACAAUGGUGCAGUUACUGUAUAG
Penicillium riverlandense is the source of this 630-nucleotide messenger RNA. Its product is annotated as ankyrin repeat domain-containing protein. The transcript is spliced from 2 exons. The coding region runs from base 1 to 630 and encodes 209 amino acids. Lineage: Eukaryota; Fungi; Ascomycota; Eurotiomycetes; Eurotiales; Aspergillaceae. The record is from RefSeq and is a predicted model, not a curated record. Gene Ontology annotation, molecular function: protein binding.